AUGAUUGCCCAACGCUCUGUUUCCCACCUCCCAUCGUCUAUUCCAUCUGCCGUAUCUUCCGACACUGAUACCGAUGUAGAGGGAUUUGCGGUAGCUGCUGAGGGCAUUGAGGCGGGUGAAGAUGUGGAUGAACGAUGGGUAGUUUCUUCCCAGUUAGCAUCCUUCAAGAAUGGCAAGCCAACACGAGGUGGCAGGAGCGUUUGUCCUCCUAAAGCACAUCACGAUAUCCUCAACCUCCACCAUUUUAUGCACAAUGACUCUGCAAGCGAGAGAGUCAAAGUGCUUGGUGAAAGUGUCGAUCACGACGACACACUCCUCGAUACAGCUCGAUCCACAACCCGUGAAACACGGAUCAUUGCCCUGGCCAAAAAAGUACGGGGAUUGAACCUUGCACUCGAAAGGGAACGUUCCCGCACUUCUGCUCUCAAUGCUAGAAUCAAGCAACUAGAAGAAGAUGCCACGCCGAACGUUGUCAAACCAGUAAACGACGACACAGAGAGGUCAAAUAUGCAAAUCAAGGCAUUGAAAGAUAAAUUGUCACAGACAACCCGUAAGCUCGAAGAAGAACGAACCCAAAAUCAAAACCUCCGAUCUGAGAAUCGUCUGCUCACCAAGGCAUUGAAGCAGGAGGUUGGCGACAGUGUGCCGUUGAACAAGGUUCUUGAGGAGGGGAGUGGAUGGAAGGGACGUGCACAGCAGAUUCUGGUUCUGAAGGCCAAACUUUCGGAAACAUCCCAUACAACACCGCCACCCCAACCCACUACCAACAACAUUCGCAAACUCGAAACAUCCCGCCGUGCAGCCCAGGACAAAGUUCAAAAGGAAUUGGAAACCCUCCGAGGAGAGCAUGCGAGCCUUGUCAAAAAAGUGGAGGCAUUACUAGCUAGGAACCGAACACUCGAAAAAGCAAACCAAACCCUCAAGACUACGCUAUCCACCCUCCUACAGAAAACAUCAUCAUCCUCCAAACUCGUCUCAGUGCUUCAAACCAAAGUAGCGAGUCUCCAGGCCAAACGAGACCAACAGCCAGAUCAAGAACUUUUAUCUGUUAUUGAAGCCAAGGACAAACGCAUUCGAGAACAAGCUGAACAGAUCAAUAACCUACGGGACGCUUCAUCUGCCAUUCUCACCACCCCCAUACCAACAUCCCAACACAGCGCGGCAUCCCCAGUCGUCCACGAUAUCACCAUCACAAGCCUCCAAGCAACCCUCAAAAACCUCUCUGCUGAAAAUAAACAAUUAAAAACCUUACAAGAGGAUACAAAGGCCCGAUUGGCGCAUGUGGAAGAGAAAAUGUGUCGAAUGGAAGCACAAUUGAAACGAGCGAACCGCAAGAAUGGCGAACAAAAAAAGACUGAGGAGACGGACAUGGAUCGUUUGGCUUCCAAGCUCGAUCUUCUUCGUGAUGAAAACGAGGGACUUAAGACAACCCUCGAGUCGACACGUACACAACACACCCAAGAAACAAACGCACUUUACAACCUCCUUGCACAAACUCGACAAGCCUUUGCGAGCGAUGUAGAAAAAAUUGUAAAAUAUGUACAGGAUGAAAUUGAGUAAAAUAAUCGUGCAUAAUAGGAAUACCCCAUCCCG
Messenger RNA from Spizellomyces punctatus DAOM BR117, 1593 nucleotides. RefSeq lists its product as uncharacterized. The transcript has 19 exons. NCBI's taxonomy places the organism in Eukaryota, Fungi, Chytridiomycota, Chytridiomycetes, Spizellomycetales, Spizellomycetaceae. The record is from RefSeq and is a predicted model, not a curated record. The coding region runs from base 1 to 1560 and encodes 519 amino acids.